Messenger RNA from Lindgomyces ingoldianus, 1777 nucleotides. RefSeq names its product dynactin Arp1 p62 subunit RO2. Lineage: Eukaryota; Fungi; Ascomycota; Dothideomycetes; Pleosporales; Lindgomycetaceae. The coding region runs from base 24 to 1766 and encodes 580 amino acids. The record is from RefSeq and is a predicted model, not a curated record. Gene Ontology annotation, cellular component: dynactin complex. The transcript is spliced from 2 exons.
CGCCAACUCUUCAACGCGGCGUCAUGGCGCAGCCGUUUCCUUAUACGUAUUAUUCCUGUGAUUGCUAUGACAGCAAAAUCACCCCAAACCCCUCAAAACGUGCUUCACAACCUCCGCCCGCUGAUGAUGAAGACGAGCGAACUUUCGAUCCCAGAAACCCCCGAUCGAACUACUCCUUAUACCCUCUUGAACAUCUCCUUUAUUGUGAGGAUUGCCAGCAAAUACGAUGCCAGAGGUGUGUUAUAGAAGAGACUCUGAAUUGGUUUUGCCCGAGCUGCUUGUUCGAGGUUCCAAGCUCUGUGAUCAAGAGCGAUGGGAAUAGGUGUACGAGAAAUUGCUACAACUGCCCAGUAUGCACGUCACCUAUGACGGUCAACUCUCUAGAGAACCCCGCCGACCCCUCCAGCUCUGGCGGACCCUGGAUUCUCGCUUGCCCGUAUUGUCACUGGAGCACUGUUGAAAUAGGAAUUGAGUUCGAGAAGCACACCGGGAUUACGUCUCAGUUAACGCGCAUUGGAAAUGGAGGGAAAGCUAUCCCGACACCAAAGGAGCGUGACAAAGAGCGUGAGCGACGGAAAGAAUUGGAGACCAUGAAGAAAGACCGCGAUGUUCUCUCCGGAUCCGAAGACUCUCCCACGACGGAUCGCGGCCGAGAUGACGGUCCUCCCAGCCAUGACGACAUAUUCUCAAACCUCUCCGCCUUCUACAAAUCCCAAAUUGCGUCUCAGACGCCAUCGAACCCGUUCUCCCCACACGAGAUCAACUUUUCCUCUCCCUCAUCCUUCUCGCGAAUAAUGAAUCUCUAUUCUAGCACCACAUCUAAAAAGCAGAAGCGUGAGAAACCUGCUCCCAUGCGCGAAGCCGCGUCUGUCCUCGAAGGUCUCAUCAUCCAUGACCCCUCCGAAGACGCCGCAGCUAUCGAACGAAUCAAGAAAGAAGGCUGGUCCAGCACGCUCUCAUCUACUCAAAAAUUUGCUCAGCCAAUACCCACCAUCCGGUUCGACUCCGAGCUGCGCCCCAUCGCCAGCCUCCUCUGCACCAAGCGCGGAAAACGGUGUCGCAGCUGCCGUCACAUUCUCUCGAAGCCCGAAUCUAAAAUUACAUCCACCCGUUACAAAAUCAAACUCCUCGCUCUGAAUCACAUACUCCGCCUCUCCCUUCGAGCCCUCUCUACUACAACUAUACAACCCGGAACCCCAUCCCCCCUAGCAUUCGACUACAACAAUCUCAAAAGUGGGAUUCCUACACACUUCCUCCUUCACCUAUCCAACCCGCUGUUCGACCCAAUUCGUGUCACCCUGGCUACGCCUUCUACAACACCAGGCAAAAUCCAAUCCAGAGUUACGAUUUUGUGUCCGCAGUUCGAAGUCGGCGCCAACACCGAUGUCUGGGACGAUGCCCUCUCUUCCUCCCUCAGUCCCAUAAAAAAGCCAACUUCGAUUGGUCCAGACGGCCAACCGCAAACCUCCAUCGAAGCUGGCAAAAUCUGGGACCGUGGCCGAAACUGGACUAGCGUCAUUAUAGAAGUCAUCCCGGGGUUUGUUGGUGGUAUUGGGUUUUCAGUCGGAAAGAGUGACCCAGAGGAUGAAUUAGAUGAAGAUGAGGACGUCCUCGAGAUCCCGAUAUUCGUGAGGUUGGAGUUUGAGGCGGAUGUGAAUGCCGAGGAGAGGGGACUAGGGGAUUCGAGAGGAGAGAGAGGGGCGAGGGAGAAGAGGGAGGAGGCUUUUUGGACGGUGGUGGGGGUAGGAAGGAUCGCGAAGAUGUAGCUAGUAGAUAC